Elephantulus edwardii (Cape elephant shrew) is the source of this 708-nucleotide messenger RNA. RefSeq names its product NEDD4 binding protein 2-like 1 (gene N4BP2L1). The coding region runs from base 1 to 708 and encodes 235 amino acids. The record is from RefSeq and is a predicted model, not a curated record. Lineage: Eukaryota; Metazoa; Chordata; Mammalia; Macroscelidea; Macroscelididae. The transcript has 5 exons.
AUGGAGGAGAGCUUCCUGCGGUCCUUCGGGGGGCUCAGCCUCGGGCCCCGGCAGCAGCCUCGGCCGCCACCCCCGCGCGGGACACCCCUGCGUCGCCACAGCUUCCGAAAGCACCUCUACCUCCUGCGAGGCCUCCCGGGCUCGGGGAAGACCACGCUGGCCAGGCAGCUGCAGCGGGAGUUCCCCAGAGCCCUGAUCUUCAGCACCGAUGACUUCUUCUUCCAGGAAGACGGAACUUAUGAGUUCAACCCGGACUUCCUGGAGGAGGCGCACAAGUGGAACCAGAAACGAGCCAGAAAAGCAAUGAGGAAUGGCAUCUCCCCCAUAAUUAUUGAUAACACCAACCUGCACGCCUGGGAGAUGAAGCCCUAUGCAGCCAUGGCACUUGAACACAACUAUGAAGUUCUGUUCCGUGAACCCGACACGCGGUGGAAGUUCAACGUCGCGGAGCUGGCCAGGAAGAAUGUUCAUGGGGUCCCCAGAGAUAAGAUCCAGCGCAUGAAGCAGCGGUACGAACAUGGGGUCACUUUCCACAGCGUCCUGCACGCCCAGAAGCCGGGCAGGGCCUCCUGGGAACUGGAUAGGCCAGGUGGCUCGUCCCCCGCACACGCUGGCCCCCGGCCCAGCCCAGCCCCGUGUCCCGGCCGCAGGGCACAUGGCCUGGUCGGGGACGGUGCCUUUAGCCGGAGGAGCCACCAUGGACACUAG